CGAGUAGCUGCCAUGGUCUAUAUACUAAUUUGGUGAGUAGGUACCAUACUCUGUGAUCAUCAUGUCCAAAAACAGGGCCAUGCCUGGAGGCCGUGAGGCCAAGCCAAGUAAAGUGGCCCGCCACGGCGAUUGGCUGCAUAUUCGAAUUUCAUCUGUGCUACCGUCCAGGUGUUGCAAUGAUGGCAUUGCGGACGUUAUGAAUCGGACUCAAUUGGUUAUGAACGCUGACAUGAUGAUCAACACACGACCAGGCACGCCCCAGCUUCCUCCUGUCUUGAACGACAUGCGACCAGCCAGCCAGCACUGUAUGGGGACUGGACGCUCCGCUGGCGCUGCAAUCAUCCGCCAGCAGUUGACAAAGGCCUGCCUUCCUCACCAGCAACACUGGACCGACAAUCAUCAAGCUGGAGUCGCAGGCUUGUUGCAGCGCAUCUCCACCUCCGCAAACUCAGGUCGCAGACUCGCAGCAGCCGUGCUGACGAACCCUGGCCAGUGGGCUCGGAGCGCUUAUGUACCACCCCUGGAAACUGGGCUGGUCGCAUCGCUAAUAUUGACGCAACAAAACGCCAAAGAGACACGCUCCAAGCCUCACGACGCUCACUUUUCGUGUCGUCGCCGCGUUCGAGCUAUUUUGACGGUGCCGACUUGGCCGUGUCUUGCCACGGAGACGACGACCGCGCUAGAUUACGUAGCAAUCCGUUAAACGUUCCCCCGAGGUCUUAUGGACAUUCAUCAUUCAUCGACUGGAAGUGCACUUACUAGUUGCUUCUGCAAGCUGCUUCCAGCCAAGCGGCCAUGUCGGGUAGCUCGUGAGUCGUAGGCUCAGCCCUACAAGAACCGAUGCUGUCCAGAAGUUCCAGAACUUCACGUGUCAAAAAGAGAUAGUACUGUCAGACGGUCGCCUGAGAAUUAACAAAUGACCU
Emericellopsis atlantica is the source of this 923-nucleotide messenger RNA. RefSeq lists its product as uncharacterized. The transcript is spliced from 2 exons. Lineage: Eukaryota; Fungi; Ascomycota; Sordariomycetes; Hypocreales; Bionectriaceae. Bases 62 to 703 code for a protein of 213 amino acids. The record is from RefSeq and is a predicted model, not a curated record.